Lobosporangium transversale is the source of this 1566-nucleotide messenger RNA. RefSeq lists its product as hypothetical. Bases 1 to 1566 code for a protein of 521 amino acids. The transcript has 9 exons. NCBI's taxonomy places the organism in Eukaryota, Fungi, Mortierellomycota, Mortierellomycetes, Mortierellales, Mortierellaceae. The record is from RefSeq and is a predicted model, not a curated record. Gene Ontology annotation, molecular function: protein binding.
AUGUUAGACUCUCAGGAUACAGACGUCUCAAUCAAUCCUUGGUUCGAGGGAUCUGUGGCAGCUGCUGUCGACACUGCAAAAACUAAGGACUCAGUCUUGUUGGUUUGCCUUGUUCAAGAUUCAAACGAAGAGAGCGAGAGUUAUCAAUUUGAACGUCGUUUUUCGGAUACCAAAGUCGUGUCAGAGCUAUCAAACAUGAAUGUGAUUUCGCUACGACUCAUCAAGGACUCGCCGGAUGGAUUGAUGUUUGGGCAGAUCUUCCCUAUUAUGGUCGUACCUGCACUCUAUCUUAUUCGAAACGGGCUGUUGACGGACUUCAUAAACAACGCAGUGGAUAUUGACCAGAUGCUAGAGAGGAUCAAAAAAGCUGUUGAUGGGCAUUUUCAAAUCCCACCUCCACCAGGUACCACUGCUACGCCUGCUUCUACUAGCAUGGCGAAUAUUUCUACCUCAUCCUCUCCUGAUCUAGUGACUCAGGUACCGGAGCCGAGCACAACAACUCUACAACCAAACGAAAGCAACGAUUUUGUAAGCGUAUCUGUUUCAGCACCAUCAGCGUCCUUAACAGCAGUAACUCCUACGAUGUCGAUACCUACUACUACAUCCACUGCCAUCGUAUCGCCGAGUCCAUCUUCCAUUGUGGAAGGCUCGCAUUCAAGAUUUGGUCAGGCGCAGGAGCUGAAAGAGCUCAUGAAGGAACGGAAACUGAAGCGUGAAAAGGAAGAAUUAGAAGCUGCAAAGCAGCGCGAGAAAGACAGACGAUCUUCCUCCAAGGCUCUUUCUGAGGCGCAAAGGGAGUUGGCUGAGAAGCAAAGCAAGAAAAUUAAGGAUCAGAUGGAGAAGGACAAACGGGAGGAGGCUGAAUACAAGAGACGCGUUAAACAGGCGCUUGAGGAAGAUAAAGCUCGACGAAAAGCUGAAAAGGAAAAGGCCCAAGCUGCUGUAGUCACCACCGCAGCAUUAGGAAGCUCAACGGAGCAGGAAGUUCUCACACCGGCUGAUAUCCAUGCCCAAAAUUCAAGUCUAACACAGGCCCGUAACGAUGCGGCCCCUGCGCUUGCAUAUGAUACCAGUCGACUCAACAUUCGACUUUUUGAUGGUUCUAGCGUCCGCCAUACUUUCAAGGCGACCGAUACGCUGGAACAAGUUAGGGAAUGGAUCAAUCAGAACCAAGAAGAGGAUGAAGACACCUAUAACAUAGUCCAACUGAUCCCUCCACGUACAUUUACAGACGAGUCCAGGAUGCUUCGUGAUCUGGAACUUUGUCCUAGCGCCACACUAGUGUUGAGGAAAACGACCAAAUCGUCUUCAGCUUAUAGAGGAACAGGAGAUGGUGGAAUCCCCACAGUCUUAGGAUAUGGUUGGUCAGCACUUAGUCUUGUUGGUAAAGUGGCUUCAAGUGCGUAUUCCACUGUCUCAUAUUACAACCCAUUAGCAAGCAGUGGCAAUGAGGGUAGCAAUAGUGCUGGCCGUCCAAGCGAUAUGACUCGUGACUCUAGAUCUGAUUCAUAUAAGAAGAAGGACAGGGAAGUCAGCUACAACGGAAACUCAACCAAUUUGGAAUAG